AUGUUCUCCACCCUAAACACGUCGUCAAAACACAAUUCCAUCGAUUUGAACAAUUCUCAGCUGUCCAACGUUGGAACUCCUCUCGAUCAGUCUACACCGGCGUUUCUAUUCGGAAAACGAAAAGCAACCGUUCCAUCGACAUACACAAACAGUCCGCUGAACACUACUUCUGCUCCAUGCUCAGAUAUUUUCGCUGUUUCUUCGCACGCUGUACCACAGCAUGUCAAAGACACUCCCGGUUCGAAAUCGGUACACUGGUCUCCGGCUCUCGUGCAGUCUAGCGAUAAGCAAUCUACAGUUUCUCAAAGCAACGCUUCUAAUAUGUCGUUCGGAGGAAACUCAUCGUUCACCACAGCGCCAGUAGCUAAGCCACCAGUGCAAGCGUCGUCGUUCGGAGGACAAGCAUUGAAUGCUCCUCCACUUCGAUCUCUCCGCGACAAAGUUGAACCAGCCAAAAAAAUCUCGCGGAGGAACACGUUUGCUGCCAGAUCGACUCCACUGUCGACCCCCAACACUCAGCGCGUAUUGUCGCGUCCUGUUGAAUCUGAAGAGGUGCAGGAAGAAAUUGAUGCAGCUGACACCUGGGUUACAGUUUUCGGAUUCUCUCCAAGUCAGGUUUCAAUUCUAUUAAAUCUGUUCUCGCGGCACGGAGAAGUCGUCAGCCAUCAAGCGCCGACCAGAGGGAACUUCAUGCAUAUUCGUUAUUCCUGCAUUACUCAUGCUCAACAAGCUCUCUCCAGAAACGGAACUCUUCUCGAUCAAGACACAUUCAUUGGUGUCGUUCAAUGCACCAACAAAGAUGUCAUCAAUGGUACAGCAGCCGGUAUUGUUGCUCGCACUUCAACUACUACCGCGGCUGCUAAUAGAUCUGUGUCCAUGUAUAACUCAUUUGCUGAGAGUGAUGCGGCGGAUCAGUCAGCUCAAUUCAACGAGAACAGUGUUCUCAAUUCAUCGAACGUGUUUGAUGCGAACAACUCAAUGAACUCUUCUCGCAUUUCAGUCCGCUCUGGAGUUGGCAUGCGCCCAUUGGCAGUUGAACAGCGGAACAAUGGAACAGCGACUCGAAAGGCCCCAGAUGGAUUGCUCAACAAACUCUGGAACACUAUGGGGCUCAACUAA
Messenger RNA from Caenorhabditis briggsae, 1119 nucleotides. It is a transcript of the gene Cbr-npp-19, whose product is annotated as Protein CBR-NPP-19. The record is from RefSeq and is a predicted model, not a curated record. Gene Ontology annotation, biological process: NLS-bearing protein import into nucleus; nuclear pore organization; regulation of DNA-templated transcription. Gene Ontology annotation, molecular function: structural constituent of nuclear pore; phospholipid binding; single-stranded DNA binding. Bases 1 to 1119 code for a protein of 372 amino acids. The transcript is spliced from 6 exons. Lineage: Eukaryota; Metazoa; Nematoda; Chromadorea; Rhabditida; Rhabditidae. Gene Ontology annotation, cellular component: nuclear pore nuclear basket; nuclear membrane; nuclear pore central transport channel.